Pneumocystis carinii B80 is the source of this 638-nucleotide messenger RNA. RefSeq lists its product as hypothetical. Gene Ontology annotation, cellular component: cytosolic small ribosomal subunit; 90S preribosome; small-subunit processome. Gene Ontology annotation, biological process: ribosomal small subunit biogenesis; translation; rRNA processing. The transcript is spliced from 4 exons. The record is from RefSeq and is a predicted model, not a curated record. Gene Ontology annotation, molecular function: structural constituent of ribosome. Bases 15 to 590 code for a protein of 191 amino acids. Lineage: Eukaryota; Fungi; Ascomycota; Pneumocystomycetes; Pneumocystales; Pneumocystaceae.
AAAAAAACUUAACAAUGUCUUUAGCAAGAAAGAUCGCAAAACCUGAGGGAGUUCCUAUCACGGAUCUUGAACGUACAGUUGCCCAGGCACUUUUUGAUCUGGAGACGGUUCCAGAUUUAAAACGGGAUCUUCGUCCAUUACAGAUUAAUACGGUUCAAGAGAUUGAUGUUGGACGUGGGAAAAAAGCAAUUAUUAUUUAUGUAUCAGUUUCUUUGCUUAAAAUGUAUCAUAAGAUUCAACCUCGAUUAGUUAGGGAAUUAGAGAAAAAGUUUUCGGAUAGACAUGUUGUUUUUAUUGGUCAGAGACGUAUUAUUCCUAAACCUGGUCGAAGAUGUCAUCAAAAACAGAAACGUCCGCGAUCACGAACAUUAACAUCAGUUCAUGAAAAAAUCUUGGAAGAUUUAGUAUUUCCAGCUGAAAUUGUUGGGAAAAGGACACGUGUAUGUGUAGAUGGGAAAAGGAUUCUUAAAGUUUCCUUGGAUAAUAAAGAUGUUGCUUCAAUUGAUUACAAGUUGGAUACUCUUCAAAAUAUUUAUAGUAAAUUGACAUCUCGUCAAGCUGUGUUUACUAUUCAAGAGACGGGAUUGUAAUAUAGAAAAUGUUAUAUUUUUGUAAAAUUUAAUGUUUUGAUAACUGGA